Microtus oregoni (creeping vole) is the source of this 1416-nucleotide messenger RNA. It is a transcript of the gene CUNH1orf210, whose product is annotated as chromosome unknown C1orf210 homolog. The coding region runs from base 435 to 794 and encodes 119 amino acids. The transcript has 4 exons. NCBI's taxonomy places the organism in Eukaryota, Metazoa, Chordata, Mammalia, Rodentia, Cricetidae. The record is from RefSeq and is a predicted model, not a curated record.
UGAGGUCUGUCCCUUCAGGGACAACCUGGACCCCUUCUGCAUUCCAGUUGCAUUAAUCCAUAAUAUUUGGGGAGGGAGCAAAUCUGCUUCCCCCUCAAUACUUGGCGAGGUGUUAAGAUGAGUCCUCCCUGCUGAGGGCGCUGCAAAUCCCGGUUGCUGCCCCGCCUUCCCUCCACCUGCACUUCCGCCCCGCCCACCCGCUGCGGUUCCAGGUGGUCGUCUCCAAUAGUUCCCUAGUAUAAGCCUCACUGCGGUGGCACAGUGUGGGCCCCCGUGUGUAGAGGUGAGUAGACAGAUGCCCGCUGGAAGGACUGGGAUGUACUGUAGGGGAGGCUCCCGACACGGGAGCGGAAAGGACUUGUACCCCAGGGCUGCCUGGAGCCUGGGGUGUCCCUGGAGCCAAAGCUUUUUCUGAAAGAGGCCAAGGCUCACCGAUGUCAUCAGGCCUCUCCAUGACUGAAGCAAACCAAACCGAGUUCUCAGUGUACAACACCACCACGUCGUCAACGACGGCCUCUGGACCAGGCACCGGAGGCCGGGCAUGGCCUGUGCUGGUAGGGGUUUUGCUGGGGGCAGUGGUCCUCUCCCUACUCAUUGCCCUUGCUGCCAAGUGCCACCUCUGCCGCCAGUACCGGGCCAGCUACCGGCAUCGCCCACUGUCCAGACCAGAGGGUGGGAACCGCCCACAGGUGGGUGAAGAUGAAGAUGAUGAUGGCUUCAUCGAGGACAAUUACAUUCAGCCUGGGGCUGGCGAGAUGGAGACUGCAGGGAGUCGGGACCACUUUUCUCUCUGAGCCCCAUCUUUGGACACUCCCCACUUCCCUCCAUGCCUGGCACUUUAGAGACAGCGAUGCCUCAAACCUCAGGGUCAGAAGUGGCUAGAACUUAAAGCUUGCCCAGGGGCUGUUUUCUGACACCAGUGUCAAAGUGACAAUUCUGCUUUUCAGUAACUCCCCGUGGCUUCCUGCUGUCCCAGGAUAAACCCUGGCAGGGCACGACUGUGGGGAAGGCCCCCGUGUGCAGACCUCUUGGUUCCCUUUCCUCGCCUCCCUCCUCCCUGCCUUACUGAGUUUUUACCACAGCCGCCCGCUACUUGGGUGGCUUUGUUCUUCAUCAUGAUGGCAGCCCUGAUCUAAAAAGUCCCAGGAUUUCACACGUGCCCCGGCAGGAGAAGACCGUGCCAAAUUUCUUACUGAAAAAUUUUUUCUUAUCAAAAUAAAGUAUGUGAUUUGGUUAUAAUAUGUUUUUCACAGGAAUUAAUAAAUCUAUUUUCAUUUUGGAUUAACAGAAGAAGUUGUCCCUUUUAUAUUUUCUCUGAUCCUAAACGCAUUGCUGGAAGAUGCUGCCCAGAUCUCCUCUCCUCCAGGGUACCUCCCAUGAAUAUCUCUCUGGUCACAGUUUAUUUUAUCAAAGUAA